GCUAAAUUGUCAACACCGGCUGCUGUCAUCGGGAGAAAUUAGUUCACUCACCUGAAAAGCAAAAAACGAAAAAAAUAUAAAAAUAUUUUACCAAUAAAAUAAAUAAUUAUUUUCAUUCAAUUUGUUUAAAUAAAUUACCAGAAAAUAAUGUGUUAAUUGUACGUAGUAUUAUUUAAAGUAUUUCUAUAUUUAAUUAUUGGCAAAUCUAUUACACAAUGAAAACAAAAGUCAAGUGCGUUGUCUGUGAAAAAUAAUAAAAGAACGGACGGAAAAGAGAAAGAACGAGCCAACAACAUAAAUAUAUCCAACCAACAAGAGAAGAAAUAGAAAGCCAACCAACCAACAAAACUUCCAAAUCAAUUUAUUUUACCAAAUGAAAAAAUAGGCAAAAAAAAAACGAAUAUGAAUAUAUAGAAUAUAAUUGAAAAGGCAAAAAUAUGUUUUAAACUUGGCGUUAAACAAAAUAAAAACGACACGGAAAAAUUAUUGAACCAUGUUCAAGAACAACAAAAAGCAUUUAAUAAUUUGAGUGUGAAAACGAUAGUAGCAGCAGAAGCAACAACAGCAACAAAAGACAUAAAUAGUAAUUGGAUAAAAGACAACAAAAUGUGUGUAAAUAACACACUGCAGCAGCGAAAACAACAAUACAAACACCAGCAAGUUGAUGAAGACGACGACGAUGACGAGGGAACAGCAGCAGCAAUUAAACACAACAAUUGCAACUAUUUUAGCAAUAAUAGGAAUAUCUGUAAUAGUUUGAAUAUCAGCAGGACUAAUAUAACAACACAAUGUUUACAUCAGCAGCAAUAUAAUGCAAUAACAACGACAACAACAGCAGCAGCAUCAGUAUCAUCAGCAACAGCAACUUUUAAUUGUAAAUACAGACGGAAACAUAUUUUACUGUUGCUGUUGGUAUUGUUUCACAUUUGCUCCAGCUUUUUGACACAUGUCUCAGCCUACAAUUGCACAGCGCCUGGUGGUCACUGUCAGAAUGACGGCAAGUGCAAGGAGGAUGUUGGUCAGUGUAUUUGUGCUGAUGGUUGGCAGGGUCCCGAAUGCCAAUUUUGUGGUGGCAAAGUUAGAAUGUAUCACCAGAACGGUAUCAUACACGAUGGCUGGGGUAAUUACUCCGUAAGCGUGAAAUGUAGUUGGCUAAUUGAUACCAAACAUUGGAGUCAUAAACAUGGUAAGCCGCCCACUAUACGCAUGCAUUUGCGAGAAUUUGCAACAGAAUGUGGCUGGGAUCAUUUGUACAUAUACGAUGGUGAUAGUGUAGAUUCUCCGCUUUUAGCUGUUUUUAGUGGCCUUAUGUAUAGAGGCAAUUUUUCCAUACGCAGCGUACCACAAGUUAUAGCACGUUCGGGCACAGCUUUGUUGCAUUUCUUCAGCGAUGAUGCCUACAAUAUGUCCGGUUUUAAUUUGUCAUAUCGCAUGAAUGCCUGUCCCAGUGAUAAUGAGGAAAUUGAAUGUUCGGGUCAUGGCAAAUGUAAAGAUGGUUUCUGUAUCUGUGAUUCAUUGUAUAGUGGCGAAGCCUGCAAUAUAGCCUCAUGUCCGAACAAUUGUAUGGAGGAUAAAAAUCACGGUGAUUGUAAUUUGGAAGAAGAGAGAUGUAUUUGCAAAGAAGAAUAUGGUGGCAAUGAUUGUGGCCAGUUGAAGGCGCAUGGUGUUUGGUCGAGUGUCAAUACGAAACAGUCGUUGCCACCACCUGGUACAGCGUCGCAUGCUGCUGCUGUGUGGCGUGAUACCAUGUACAUUAUUGCCGGUGAAUCAUAUGGUCGUGGUAAACUCAUGACCACCUAUGAUUUCAAUGGCAAUGUCUGGGAAACUGUUCACACUGAGAAAGGCAGCACGGUGCCGGAUCAACGUUACGGCAUGUCCACCGUUAUGUAUGGCGAUAAAAUCUUCAUGUAUGGCGGUGUUGUCAAAGGUUCGGGCAUUUCCAAUGAACUUUGGGCCUUUGAUGUCUCUGCCAAGUCUUGGGAAAAUAUUACCGUCAAUGCAGAACCUUGCAAUACUCUUAAUACACCAUAUGCCAUGUGCGGUCCGUUACAUGUUACGGGACACACUGCCACAUUAGUGCCUGGUUUUGGUGACAAACACAGCUACCCCUACAUGGUGGUGAUCUUUGGUCGUUCUCCCCAAUAUGGCUACUUAAAUACGGUGCAAGAAUUCAAUUUUGGUACCAGAGAAUGGAAAAUUGUGGAGACCACAGGCUAUGUGGUCAAGGGUGGUUUCAGCCACAGUGCUGCCUACGAUUAUUUGACGGAGAAAAUCUAUGUUUACGGCGGCAUUGUAUCGGAAUCAGAAGCCAGCCAAUAUAUUACAACACGUUUGUAUGCAUACUCACCCUCCACGCAUACGUGGUCGCUGUUGUCAUCAGCUCCAAGUGCACGUCUUUUGCAUACGGCCAACUUUGUCAAUCAAGGUUUAAUGAUGGUUUUCGGUGGCAAUACUCACAAUGACACAGCCGAAAGCUAUGGAGCCAAAUGUUAUAGUCAGGAUUUAUUAGUGUACGAUGUUUUUUGUGAUUCAUGGCAUAAACAAAACAUUCCAAUGCAUUUACAAGCAGAUUUAGCCAGAUUCGGUCAUAGUUCGGUAGUUUUUGAAGAUAAUCUUUAUAUUUAUGGCGGCUUCAAUGGCCAACUACUCAACGACAUGUUACGCUUCUCCCCCGGCUACUGUAGUUAUUAUACGAAAGAAGAGAAAUGCACAAAUGCCCGACCGGGUGUCAAGUGUAUUUGGGAUGUGCAGAAAAUGAGAUGCAUUCCCAUUACGCGAGUACAACGGUCAGCCAUUUAUGGACGGGAGCAUUACGAUUACAUUGCAUGUCCCUCCAAAAGUCGUAUAACCAUGACUUCGGAACUUUUGCAGGAUGUAACACGCUGCCAAGAGCUGAAUAAUUGUCAGUCAUGUGUGGCGAAUUCAUAUGGUUGCACCUAUUGCGGCAGUGGUGUUUGCACGAAGGAACGUUGUCGUGAAACGUCACCUUUGACUUCGGUAUUUUAUGAAACAUCCACACAACAGCAGAGUCAACAUUCCAAAGCCCAGUUUGUUAUCGCCACAAAUGCUCCACCUUUGAAUAUAAAACAAUUGGAAAACUGUCCCAUAAAGGAAGAUUUUCGCACUACAGCCUUAUGUGAACAGCUGCAUACUUGUCAUGCUUGUUCGGCAAACACUGCCUGUAUUUGGGAACCCGAACAUAAUCGUUGUCGUCCAUUUGCUGCAAUAAACGGUAAUCGGACAGUUGAUGAAAUCAUUUGUCCACCGUCGUGUGCUUCUCUAAGUAAUUGUCACAAUUGCACGGAAAACGAUUGUAUUUGGUGUCAAAAUGAAUUACGCUGCGUUGAUCGCAACUCUUAUACCGCCAGUUUUCCGUACGGCCAAUGCAGAGAAUGGACGACGCACACCUCUAAGUGUCGCACGGCACCAGCUGGUUUGUGGGGCAACUCAUCGGCUUUGUCAACAGCUCAGUGUGGUUUUUACAACAGUUGUUCGCAGUGUCUUGAUGAUCCAGCUUGCGGUUGGUGUGAUGAUGGCACAAAUACUGGUCUGGGCAAGUGUAUAGAAGGCGGUGCCUUAAAGCCACAUGAUGCCGCCGAAUGUCAAUCGAGUCAAUGGUAUUUCACCUCUUGUCCCAGAUGCAACUGUAAUGGUCACUCUAAAUGCCUGGAUUCGGUGCAUUGCGAACAACCUUGUUUGAAUCUAACUUUUGGUACUCAUUGUGAAAAGUGUGGACCUGGCUAUUGGGGAAAUCCCAUUAAUGGUGGCCAAUGCCAGAAAUGUGAUUGCAAUAGGCAGGGUGACAUUUGCCACCCCGAUACAGGUAAAUGUUACUGCAACACCAAAGGUAUCGUGGGAGAUCACUGCGAAAAAUGUGAUUCUCAAAAUCAUUAUCAUGGCGAUCCCAUCUCUUCAACCUGCUACUACGAACUCACCAUUGAUUACCAAUUCACGUUUAAUCUGUCGAAGAAAGAGGAUCGUCAUUUUCGACAAAUCAAUUUCCGCAAUUCACCCGUCAAGCCUGAAAUCGAUGCCGAUUUCACAAUAACCUGCAGUGUGCCGGCCAAAAUGGACAUUAUGGUUAAGCUGGCCGGCUCGCAGGAUAAGGUUAUAUUUAAUAAUAUUAAUUGUUCAACAUUUCGUCAUCGCUUCCCCAAGACCGAGUACCAAUUUGGUCAUUCGCCAGAAGACAAUAGUUCGUUGACCACGUUCUAUGUGUUUGUGCAUGACUUCCAACCGCCCAUUUGGAUUCAGAUUGCAUUCUCUCAGUAUCCAAAGCUCAAUCUGCAGCAGUUCUUUAUAACAUUUUCCACCUGCUUUUUGCUACUUCUGCUGAUGGCCGCCAUACUGUGGAAAAUUAAACAAAAGUAUGACAUGUUCAGGCGAAGACAACGAUUGUUUGUUGAAAUGGAACAAAUGGCCAGUCGUCCAUUUUCACAGGUGCUAGUGGAUAUUGAAAAUCGAGAAACUAUCGAUUUAUCAUUAACCAUGGAGGGAAUUUCUAACAUGAGCAAGAAACGUAAAAAGGAAUGUCCGAGCCCGAUAGCAUUAGAACCCUGCAGCGGCAAUCGUGCAGCCGUUUUGUCUCUUCUAGUCCGUUUACCCACAGGUGGUCUUCAGCAUGCACCAGCUGGUCAGUCGGCCGGAUUAGCUGUGGCCAGCGCCUUAGUAACACUUGGUAAUCCAAGACGUCCUUCAAUAGAACACUCUAAAGAGCCAAAAUCCAAACGUAAACAAAGCCAGCACCCUGAUAGUUGUACAUAAUAAUUGAUUAUAAAGUGUGUGUGAGCGUGUUUAAUUAUUAUUUUAUUUUAUUAUAUUUUUUUAAUUAUUAAUUAUUAUAUUAUUAAAUUAAAGCAGAUUUUAUUUAUUUAGAUGAUAAAUUGUAACUUAUUUUGUUAAUACUUAAAUUAAUAACGAUAAAUAAUGAUAAUAUUGUACUAAAGACAUUUUAUCCAUUAAGGUGAUACCAACAAAAAAAAAAACAAAACAAAAACAAACAAAAAUUGUCAUAUUUAAAAAAUAUACAACAAAAAACAACAACUUAUACAAUUAAACAAAACAAAGAAGAAGAAAAAAAAAGACAAAACAAAACAAAAAAAAAACUUAAUUCAUGAUUAUUAUAUUAUUACUUUGAGAUUAAGACACAUUAUAACUACAAAACAGAAACAAAAAUAUUAUAAAGGCAUAUAAUGUAAAAUCGUGAAUGUAAAACAAAACAACAACAACAAAUGCAAAUAUAAACAAACAACAACAAAAACUUUAAUGAUUCCAAGAAAACAACAAGAUAA
Molecule: messenger RNA, 5291 nt
Organism: Calliphora vicina (urban bluebottle blowfly)
Lineage: Eukaryota; Metazoa; Arthropoda; Insecta; Diptera; Calliphoridae
Gene: dsd
Product: attractin-like protein dsd
Exons: 8
Coding region: 607-4764 (1385 amino acids)
Cellular component (GO): Golgi apparatus
Molecular function (GO): protein binding
Source: RefSeq, a predicted model, not a curated record